This is a messenger RNA of Otolemur garnettii (small-eared galago), 1812 nucleotides long. It is a transcript of the gene PDLIM7, whose product is annotated as PDZ and LIM domain 7. Gene Ontology annotation, biological process: actin cytoskeleton organization; muscle structure development; heart development. Lineage: Eukaryota; Metazoa; Chordata; Mammalia; Primates; Galagidae. Gene Ontology annotation, molecular function: muscle alpha-actinin binding; actin binding. The coding region runs from base 110 to 1585 and encodes 491 amino acids. Gene Ontology annotation, cellular component: stress fiber; adherens junction; Z disc. The record is from RefSeq and is a predicted model, not a curated record. The transcript has 13 exons.
GGACGGUGGCCGCGGGGCGGGGUCAGAACACGGGCGGCAGAUCCCAGCUCGGCUACUUGGAGUUUGCGGCUGAGCAGCUCCCCGGCGGGGCCGAGCAGGAACUGGCACCAUGGAUUCCUUCAAGGUAGUGCUGGAGGGGCCAGCACCUUGGGGCUUCCGGCUACAAGGGGGCAAGGACUUCAAUGUGCCCCUCUCCAUAUCCCGGCUCACUCCUGGAGGCAAAGCUGCACAGGCUGGUGUGGCAGUGGGCGACUGGGUGCUGAGCAUAGAUGGUGAGAACGCAGGCAGCCUCACACACAUCGAAGCCCAGAACAAGAUCCGUGCCUGCGGGGAGCGCCUCAGCCUGGGGCUCAGCAGGGCUCAGCCAGUUCAGAGCAAACCGCAGAAGGCCCUGGCCCCUGCCGCGGACCCUCCGCGGUACACCUUUGCACCCACUGCCUCCCUCAACAAGACGGCCCGGCCCUUUGGGGCGCCCCUGCCCGCUGACAGCGCCCCGCAGCAGAAUGGACAGCCUCUCCGUUCACUGGUCCCAGAUCCCAGCAAGCAACGGCUGAUGGAGAACACAGAGGACUGGCGGCCCAGGCCAGGUACAGGCCAGUCUCGUUCCUUCCGCAUCCUUGCUCACCUCACUGGCACCGAGUUCAUGCAAGACCCGGAUGAGGAGAACCUGAAGAAAUCGAGGCAUCUCCUGUGGGGCCAACCAGACCCAGGUUGGGGGGAAGGGCCAUGUCAGGAACCUCAGCCAUGCAAGGGCUUGAAUGGCAGAUCUUGCAGCCAGGUGCCCAGGACUGAAGCCCCAGCCCCAGCCCCAGCCUCAGCUACGUCCCAGGAGCCAUGGCCUGGCCCUACCACCCCUAACCCCACCAGCCGCCCACCCUGGGCUGUGGACCCUGCCUUUGCCGAGCGCUAUGCCCCAGACAAAACAAGCACGGUGCUGACCCAGCACAGCCAGCCAGCCACGCCCACACCUCUGCAGAACCGCACCUCCAUUGUGCAGGCAGCUGCUGGAGGGGGCACAGGAGGGGGCAGCGGCAGCAAUGGCAAGACUCCUGUGUGCCAUCAGUGUCACAAGGUCAUCCGGGGCCGCUACCUGGUGGCAUUGGGCCAUGCUUACCACCCCGAGGAGUUCGUGUGUAACCAGUGUGGGAAGGUUCUAGAAGAGGGAGGCUUCUUCGAGGAGAAGGGUGCCAUCUUCUGUCCCCCCUGCUAUGAUGUGCGCUACGCACCCAGCUGUGCCAAGUGCAAGAAGAAGAUCGCUGGCGAGAUCAUGCAUGCCCUAAAGAUGACCUGGCAUGUGCAUUGCUUCACCUGCGCUGCCUGCAAGACACCCAUUCGGAAUAGGGCCUUCUACAUGGAGGAAGGGGCGCCCUACUGUGAACGAGACUAUGAGAAGAUGUUUGGCACAAAAUGUCGUGGCUGUGACUUCAAGAUCGAUGCCGGGGACCGAUUCCUAGAGGCACUGGGCUUCAGUUGGCACGAUACGUGCUUUGUUUGCUCGAUAUGUCAGAUCAACCUGGAAGGAAAGACCUUCUACUCCAAGAAGGACAAACCCCUUUGCAAGAGCCACGCCUUCUCCCACGUGUGAGCCCCUGCCACCCACUGCUGCCUUGCCUCCCCGGACCUGAGGGAUCUGGAGUCAUUUCUGGGUAGAGCUGACAAUGAUUGUCCCAACUCCUGGCCCAAGCCUGGGGUUCCCUGGGCCCUGCCCCGCCCUUCUCACCUUCCCUUAUUCCUCACCACCAUCCUACAUUGGUGCUGGCCACACCGGCCCUUGUUCACCUCAUUGCCACAAUAAAACUGUAUCUAGCUGUG